CGCGUCGUCUUCUCCGGUUUCAAGUCUCCCAUUCCAAGCGUCACCGUCUCCCAUUCCAAGCGUCACCGUCUCCCGUCUCUCAUUUCUCAAGGUAACCCCUUUCUCUCCUCCGCUAAAUCAGAAAUCUUAAGAUCCCGAAUCGAUUAGAUGUUCUAGGGUUUUGAUUUCUUCGCUUCUGUGUGUGUUUCGAUUUCACAUGCAAUUUAAGGUUUCGAUUUCAUUCAAAUCUAGGGUUUUGAUUUCGUUCCAAACUUGGGUUUCGAUUAGGGGUUUUGUCUCUGUCUAGUUAGUGUUCUUGUGACCAAAAAAUUGUCUAAAUUUCUCAUGUUCUUCUCUCUGUCUCUUUUGUUUCGCUUUGUCUCUGUUUAUAUUUGUUUGUAUACUAAUGUUUCUUUGUCAUUGGUUGUUAACAGAUGAACUCACCAAGAGUACCUCCUCCUAUGCCUCCUGGUGCUACUGGACCGGCUUCUAUGCCUCCUGGUGCUACUGGACCGGCUUCGAACCGUGCUGCUUCCUCUUCUCGUUCCAAUAGCUAUCCGCAGAUGACUCUCAAUGCCAUGCUCAAUUCACCUGCUAGGCUAGCACAGCCUCAUCUCCAUCCAGAUAAAAUCAAUGGAGCUUUAUGGUAAGAUUACAUUUGGUCUCCAUCUCUUUCUUAGACUAAAAUAGUUUAUGUUAAUUGUUUUAUGGCUGUGAUUGCUUAGGAUAGUUUCUGUUUAGGAUUGUUAGCAAUGAUUGUUUAUUUUUUAGGAUUUUUUGUGAUGUAUUGUUUCUGUUACUGAUGUUGGUUAUCGAUUUAGGUUUGGUAUUGACCCAUGUGUCAACUCUUUCAUUCGGGCAACUUGGCAAGCAUACUACAUGGGGCCUUGGAAGAGUUGGAGGACGGUUCCUGAUGAAAGGAGGGAAUCAUGGUGGCAAACCUUUGUGGUAAGUGACUAGUAUACAUUGUAUAUGCUGUUAACAUGUUUUAAAAUCGCUAACUGUUUUUCUUUCUUUUGUAGCAAAAUUUCUAUUGGGACCCUGAGUUUAAUGACUUAGUCUACGGUCUUUGGAAGAAAGAAACGUGGACAACCAUUGGUGAAAGGAUAAGCAAGAAGAAGAGGCAACAUAAGAAGCCAAAGUACAUCAAUGAAGCUGACUGGACUCUCCUGUUAGAGUAUUGGGCGACCGAGGCAGCUAAAAAGAAGAGCAAGAAGGCUGCAAAAUCUCGCAAGUCUGAUCCUGUGGGUAAAGGCUGCCACAAGCAUAAUGCAGGACAUCGGUCUUUUGCAAGGAUUGAGUAUAACAUGGUAUCUUUCCAUGUCUAUACUCUUAAUAAUGUUCUUUUUUUCUUUCUAAUCUACUGUAAUUAUUUUCCUUUUGUGCAGAUGGUGGCUUCUGGUACUAAUGAGAGGCCAUCAUUCACCGACCUAGUUAGGGCGACACACACCAGACCAGAUGGAACUUUUGUGGACUACCGUGCUGAAGAGUUGGUUACUCAAGCCGAGAUGGAAGCCACACAACUCUCUAACACUGACGGAUCACCCGGGAGUCCAAGUGCAUCAUCUACUCCUUCUCGCCUCAAGAUAAACAAAGCUUAUCUAAAGAAUGCUAAGGGUAAGAGGGGGCAUGUUUAUGGACUCGGCAGUGCCCAAUACAGGGAGCAAGCACCUUCUUCACGCGUCCCUAAUGGUCUUGCGCGCAACCUGGAGCUGGAGAUGCGGGUGGGAGGUCUUGAGACAAGCCUCCAAAGUGUGAGGGAGGACGUGUCUGAGGUGAAGCAGGAUGUGUCCGAGAUGAAGCAGGAGUUUGCAUCAACAAGAGAUGCAAUCAAUCAGCUCCUCCAAAUGCUUCGUCCCCCACAAGCACCUACUGAACAGACUUAUGCUCAGCCCCAAGUCCCAACUCCUCAGCCCUAAGUAGGUUCAUGUCUUCUCUUUUGUAACAAAGCUCAUCAAACUCUAGCUCAUCUUUUGUAGAGUCUUCUUAGACACUCUUCUUCCUUGUAUAAUUAUCUAAGUUUGUGUAAUAUUGAACCUACUCUUUUAUAUAUAUGCAAUUUCUGUUUUAAUUAUAUGUGCAAUGUUUUAAUAUUUGAAUGAAAAUAUAAAUUUUUGAAUUUGGAAAAUUAAAACAAAUCAAAGAAGAAAACCAUUUACAAAAAUGGUUAUUAACGUGGCUAACCAAUACCACGUUUAUAAAAAACAAAAUUGUGGUUUUUUAUAGCCACGAAUACAUAGUGGCAAAACCGUGGUAACGACAGCCACUUUAAAUAAGUUGUACAACCGUGGCUAUUAUAGCCACUAAAACUAGCAACGCUAAAGAAGUUAUUAGCGUGGCUAUUUAAGCCACGAAAAGAAGCGUGGGAAAAGCGUG
Messenger RNA from Brassica rapa (field mustard), 2355 nucleotides. RefSeq lists its product as uncharacterized. NCBI's taxonomy places the organism in Eukaryota, Viridiplantae, Streptophyta, Magnoliopsida, Brassicales, Brassicaceae. The record is from RefSeq and is a predicted model, not a curated record.